AUGGCGGCGCAGGUGUUGGCGCUGCUGCGCGCCUUGUCGGGGCCGGAGGCGCCGCUGGAGGAGCUGCGCGCGCUGCACUCGGCGCUGCAGGCCGUGCCCCUGGGCGAGCUGCGCGAGCGGGCGGACGACCUGCGCCUGGGCCCGCUCUUCGCCCUCCUGGGCCCCGGCAGCCGACGGGAACAAACUACUUUGUGUGUAUCUAUUCUAGAGAGAUUGCUCCAAGCUGUGGAACCAGUUGAUGUGGCUAGGAACUUCAGAGUUGACCUGCAGAAAGGACUGGCUCACCCCAGUGAUUCUGUAAAAACCCUCACUCUGUCACAGGUUGGAAGAAUUGUUGAAAGUUCUGAUGCAGUCACUGAGAUUUUAAACAACGCUGAAUUAUUAAAACAAAUUGUUUAUUGCAUUGGUGGAGAAAAUCUGUCUGUUGCUAAAGCGGCCAUUAAAUCUUUGUCAAGGGUAUCACUAACUCAAACUGGACUGGAGGCUUUAUUUGAAAGUGAUCUGCUAGAUGAUUUGAAAAACGUAAUGAAAACAAAUGACAUUGUUCGGUACAGAGUCUAUGAGUUAAUUGUGGAGAUUUCUUCUACAUCACCAGAAUCUUUAAACUAUUGUACCACUAGUGGAUUGAUAACUGAGCUCCUCAGAGAGCUGACUGGCGAAGAUGUGCUGGUCAGAGCUACAUGUAUAGAAAUGGUGACAUCAUUGGCACAAUCUCACCAUGGACGACAGUAUCUUGCUCAAGAAGGAGUGAUUGACCAGAUUUCCAAUAUAAUUGUGGGGGCAGAGUCAGACCCUUUCUCUAGCUUCUAUUUGCCAGGAUUUGUGAAGUUUUUUGGAAACCUAGCUGUCAUGGAUAGUCCUCAACAGAUAUGUGAGCGUUAUCCAGUCUUUGUGGAAAAAGUCUUUGAAAUGACUGAGAGUCAGGACCCCACCAUGGUUGGCGUAGCCGUGGACACCAUUGGAAUCCUGGGAUCUACGGUGGAAGGGAAACAGGUUUUACAUAAAGCAGGAACGCACUUUGAACACUUGCUCAUGAAAGUAGGAUAUCAAGUAAAGAAUGCCUCAACAGAGCUCAAAAUUAGGUGUUUGGAUGCAAUUUCAUCUCUUCUUUAUUUAUCACCUGAGCAGGAGACUGAUGACCUCCUGAGGAUGACAGAAUCUUGGUUUUCUUCUUUAUCACGAGAUUCCUUGGAGCUCCUCCGGGGCAUCAGCAAUCAGCCUUUCCCUGAACUGCGGUGUGCGGCCUUAAAGGUGUUCACGGCCAUGGCGAACCAGCCCUGGGCUCAGAAACUUAUGUUUAAUAGUCCAGGGUUUGUAGAAUAUGUGAUGGACCGAUCUGUGGAGCGUGACAAAACUUCAAAGGAUGCCAAAUAUGAACUGGUGAAAGCACUUGCCAAUUCCAAGACCAUUGCCGAAAUCUUUGGGAAUCCAAAUUACUUGAGGCUCAGAGCAUACCUGAGUGAAGGUCCAUACUACGUGAAGCCUGUCUCCGUGACUGCAGUAGAAGGAGCUGAGUGAUUUCUUCUGGAGCCUUGACUACUGUCACUCAAACUUCCAAGGCACUUCAUCGUGUUUUACAAAACAAAGACUUCCUUCCUUGCAGAAUUAUUAUCGACUGUCUACUAUAAUUUUAUUUUCAGCAUUUUUGUUUUUCUAUAGUGAAAUACAAUGCCGGGCCAGGAAAGCAAGCAAAAUGUGCUUAUGAUUGAACUAGCUGUUUUCCAGAAAACUUUGACUGCCUUAAUCUUGGAAAGAAAGUAUUGUUCUCAUCUCAGAAAAUUUCCAUGGACUUAGUCUUAUUUAAAAGUU
This is a messenger RNA of Suncus etruscus (white-toothed pygmy shrew), 1809 nucleotides long. RefSeq names its product proteasome 26S subunit, non-ATPase 5 (gene PSMD5). The coding region runs from base 1 to 1518 and encodes 505 amino acids. NCBI's taxonomy places the organism in Eukaryota, Metazoa, Chordata, Mammalia, Eulipotyphla, Soricidae. The transcript is spliced from 9 exons. Gene Ontology annotation, cellular component: cytosol. The record is from RefSeq and is a predicted model, not a curated record. Gene Ontology annotation, biological process: proteasome assembly.